Neodiprion fabricii is the source of this 9577-nucleotide messenger RNA. It is a transcript of the gene PMCA, whose product is annotated as plasma membrane calcium-transporting ATPase 3. Bases 1675 to 5487 code for a protein of 1270 amino acids. Gene Ontology annotation, cellular component: membrane; intracellular membrane-bounded organelle. Gene Ontology annotation, molecular function: ATP hydrolysis activity; P-type calcium transporter activity; ATP binding. NCBI's taxonomy places the organism in Eukaryota, Metazoa, Arthropoda, Insecta, Hymenoptera, Diprionidae. The transcript has 14 exons. The record is from RefSeq and is a predicted model, not a curated record. Gene Ontology annotation, biological process: regulation of cytosolic calcium ion concentration; calcium ion transmembrane transport.
AAGCCAGUCCGAAAAAGUCAUCGCUACGGAACACACUGUACAUCGUGUCGUGUAAAAAGGAAAGAAAAUACGAGGAAAGAGAAAAGGGAGAGAGAGAAAAUCGUCGUACGGGGAAAAAAAAAUUAAUCUAUCAAGGUUAAAUAAAACGGUAAAGAAAAUAAGUAGCAGAGGCAAAAAAAAAACCGUUUGCAAGAAAAACAAGCUUACUCUUCGGUAUAAUAAUAAUAAUAAAAUAAUAAUAACAAUAGAUAAUAAUAAUAAUCAAAAAUAGUAAUAAUAAUCAAAAAUAGUAAUAAUAAUAAUCACCUGCAUAACGGACCAAAUCACGCAUAAGCGCGGUUAUCGUUUAUCAUGUUACAGUCUGUUUUUUUUUCUCAGCCAUCGGGUUAAUAUUUAAUAUCGCGUAAACUGUCAGCCAUCGUCUGCACUGUCCAGAAUUCAACCCCGUGUCAUCGUUUAUAACGCUAUCUGAAAUUCACCGAUUCUGCAAGCACGAAGCCCGUCUAGAAUAUUGCAACAAUACUGUCUUCAUGAAAAAAGGCAUUAAGGAAAAAGCCGCGACAAAUAUUGAACCGAAAAGAGUUAGACGUAAAGAGGGACUCGCUAAGAGCUUUAACGACGAAGGGUGACAAUUCGAAACUCAACCGACAAUCGUGCAAUAUCUGGGGUUGCGCAAGCUACGACUCUGUCAUCGUACGUCUGUGCAAGUUCUACCGCAAGCUUCGAUCUUUCCAAGGCAGACGCCCUUAAAUUAUCGAAUCUAUCCUAGGCCGGAGGGUAAAAAAAGAUCAUCCAAGUUCACCAAAGGCCAAGCAUAUUGCAUUAUAUAUAAACACGCAUUUCUCGACCGCGUGUACACACAUGUAUACAUACACACGUAUACAUAUACACAGUAUAAAAACGAUAAAAAGUGAUACACAGUGAAGAGAAAUAAGGUCAUAAAAUACAACAGCCGCAUAGAGGAUUGUGUGUACAUACAUGUAGCUAAAUGAAAAAAUGCUUUAUACUCGACGACUCGUAUAAUAUAAUAAGUGAAUAAUCAUCGACUGUUCGUGAUUAAAGUACGGAACGGCGGUUAAAAAGAAAGUGUUCUUAUAAAUACGACUUAUUCUUUAAUUUUGUUGGUCACAAUUAAACUUUUUUCGAAAUAAUAACAUUAACAACAACAAUAAUAAUAAUUAUAUUGAAAUACCGAGGCCUGAGAGGAGGCUCAAUUUAGACGUGUUAAUAAAUAGCGAGAAUAAAUGUGUCGAUCAAGGUAUAAAACGGCUCGUACCAAACAGUAACAUUCACCUCUGUACUCAAAAGCGGAGUUAUUUUUAGUGGAGACUGUCGUAUCGCGGGUUACAAGCAGAGUGCGUGCGUGCUCGAUGAAUCUGUGCAUGUGACAACGGAGUAGCGAGACAGACGGAGAAAGAGAAAGAGAAAUAGAAAGAGAGAACCGGAGAGCCUUCUGAUUAUCACCCAGUAGUUGCUCGUUACUGUGAUACUCGGCUGACCGCUGGACGCACGAUAUACUCGAUCUCCCUGCCGCCCUGCGUAUAAUCUAUAAUUUUGGACCUCCAGUUACUUGGAGGCUACGCAAGUAGCGACAACGAAGCAAUAGCAGGAGUGGGUCAGCUUUGGGUAACUACCCAGCUGUUGGCGUGAGCCAACCAGAUCAGCGAAGCAAAAAUGGCGACGAUAGAUGGGCGGCCGGCCCAGUAUGGGGUGACUCUGAAACAGCUCCGGGAGCUCAUGGAGCACCGGGGUCCAGAGAGCAUUGCAAAAGUCAACGCCCUUGGCGGUGUUCAGGAAAUAUGCAAAAAGUUGUACACCUCCCCUAGCGAAGGACUCAGCGGAUCCGUAGCAGACAUGCAACACAGACAGGACACGUUUGGUUCUAACAUGAUACCUCCAAAACCAGCAAAAACGUUUAUGCAAUUAGUCUGGGAGGCGUUACAGGAUGUAACACUUAUUAUUCUAGAAAUAGCGGCAUUGGUGUCGCUCGGUCUUAGUUUUUACCAGCCCACUGACGACGAAGCCAUCGGGCCAAAAGUUGAUGAUGCAGAAGGGCAACAUGGAUGGAUUGAGGGUUUGGCAAUCCUGAUUUCCGUUAUUGUAGUCGUAUUCGUAACAGCUUUCAACGACUAUAGCAAGGAAAGACAAUUUCGAGGUCUCCAGAGUCGAAUAGAAGGCGAACACAAGUUCUCUGUCAUUCGACAAGGGGAAGUCAAGCAAAUAUCUGUAUCGGACAUUGUCGUUGGUGACAUAUGUCAGGUAAAAUACGGAGAUUUACUUCCAGCUGAUGGUAUCCUGAUACAAAGUAACGACGUUAAAGUAGACGAGUCAAGUUUAACAGGAGAAUCAGAUCAUGUGAAGAAGGGGGAAUCGUUCGAUCCUAUGAUGCUGUCAGGUACCCACGUCAUGGAGGGAUCUGGUAAAAUGUUGGUAACCGCAGUCGGUGUGAACUCCCAGGCUGGUAUAAUUUUCACUCUGUUAGGAGCAGCAGUUAACCAGCAAGAGCAGGAGAUCAAACAGAUGAAAAAAGAAGCUAAAAAGCAGCGGAAGAAGAAGUCUGCACCAGGAGAGGAAGCUGGAGAAGUAACUGGAAACAGUCACGCACCUGCCAACGAGAAGCGUGAGCCGGCCGAAAAUCAUGAAGCCUCGUCUCAACCUCCUCCCGAACAUUCGAACAAGAAAGAGAAGAGCGUUCUUCAGGCGAAACUGACCAAACUUGCUAUUCAAAUUGGCUACGCAGGGUCGACAAUAGCCGUUCUCACAGUCGUCAUACUAGUGAUACAAUUUUGCAUAACGACAUUUGUGCAACAAGGAAAACAUUGGAAAAGUACGUAUGUCAACAACCUUGUGCAACACUUGAUCAUCGGUGUUACGGUACUGGUAGUCGCAGUGCCCGAAGGUCUUCCUCUGGCCGUUACUCUGUCGCUUGCUUACUCCGUCAAGAAAAUGAUGAAAGAUAACAAUUUGGUGCGACAUUUGGACGCCUGCGAGACAAUGGGUAACGCGACGGCGAUUUGCUCGGACAAAACUGGAACGCUAACGACCAACAGAAUGACGGUUGUUCAGUCCUACGUAUGCGAAAAGAUGUGCAAGACUACGCCAAACUUUAACGAUAUACCAAGCCACGUCGGCAACUUGCUUGUUCAAGCGAUAUCUGUGAACUCGGCUUACACAUCUAGGAUAAUGCCGGCUCAGGAUCCUACCGAGUUGGCGAUGCAAGUCGGUAACAAGACCGAAUGUGCCUUACUCGGAUUCGUUACCGCCCUCGGCAAGAGCUAUCAGACUAUACGUGAUGAUAUUCCCGAAGAGACAUUCACUAGGGUUUACACUUUCAACAGUGUGAGGAAAAGCAUGUCAACUGUUAUUCCCAGGCAGGGCGGCGGAUAUCGCCUCUUUACCAAGGGUGCUUCCGAGAUCAUCAUGAAGAAAUGUGCCUUUAUCUACGGUCGCGACGGGCACCUUGAGAAAUUCACUCGAGAGAUGCAAGAACGUUUGGUAAAGAACGUAAUCGAGCCAAUGGCUUGCGACGGUCUUCGUACAAUCUCCAUAGCUUACCGGGACUUUGUGCCGGGUAAAGCGGAGAUAAAUCAAGUCCACAUCGACAACGACCCAGACUGGGACAACGAGGAGAACAUCGUCAACAAUCUGACGUGCCUCUGCAUAGUCGGCAUCGAAGAUCCGGUCCGUCCCGAAGUACCUGACGCCAUCAGGAGGUGUCAGAAGGCCGGUAUCACGGUCAGGAUGGUCACCGGCGACAACAUAAACACGGCGAGAUCGAUCGCUCUCAAGUGUGGCAUCCUCAAGCCGAACGAGGACUUCCUGAUCCUGGAAGGAAAGGAGUUCAACAGAAGGAUCAGGGACAGCAACGGCGAGGUGCGCCAGCAUCUGCUCGACAAAGUUUGGCCGAAACUUAGGGUACUCGCGCGGUCGUCGCCGACGGAUAAAUACACCCUGGUCAAGGGUAUCAUUGACAGUAAAAACACCGAGAGCCGCGAAGUCGUUGCCGUUACCGGCGACGGAACGAACGACGGACCGGCCCUGAAAAAGGCGGACGUCGGUUUUGCCAUGGGCAUCGCCGGCACGGACGUCGCCAAAGAAGCGUCAGAUAUCAUCCUUACGGAUGACAACUUCUCCUCAAUCGUUAAGGCCGUUAUGUGGGGCAGAAACGUGUAUGACAGUAUAGCAAAGUUCUUGCAAUUUCAGCUGACGGUUAACGUUGUUGCUGUUAUUGUAGCAUUCAUCGGUGCUUGUGCCGUUCAAGACUCACCUCUAAGAGCUGUUCAAAUGUUAUGGGUCAAUCUGAUCAUGGACACUUUGGCUUCCCUAGCCCUCGCCACUGAAAUGCCGACGCCUGAUCUUCUCCUUCGAAAGCCUUACGGCAGAACGAAGCCUUUGAUAUCGAGAACUAUGAUGAAGAAUAUACUUGGUCAAGCCAUCUAUCAGUUGGUCGUUAUUUUUACACUGCUAUUCGUUGGUGACAAGAUGCUCGAUAUACCGUCCGGUCAAGACCCGAUCAGGUCUGGCGGACAACCCACUCAGCACUUCACUGUGAUCUUCAAUACAUUCGUAAUGAUGACACUGUUCAAUGAAAUGAACGCAAGAAAAAUACACGGACAGCGAAACAUUUUCGAAGGACUAUUCACCAACCCGAUAUUCUACGGAAUAUGGAUCGGCACUGCUUUGGCGCAAGUAGUCAUUGUUCAGUACGGAAAGAUGGCCUUCCACACGAAGGCUCUUACCCUGGAACAGUGGAUGUGGUGUCUCUUUUUUGGGGUUGGUACUUUGAUAUGGGGUCAGCUAGUCACGACGAUUCCAACUCGCAAGAUACCCAAGAUACUUUCAUGGGGCCGCGGCCAGCCUGACGAUAUGGAUACGAUCAAUCUAGGAGACGAGAAAUUCGACCCUGACUCGGAUAAAAAGCCACGCGCCGGACAAAUUCUGUGGAUACGUGGUCUAACGCGGCUACAGACUCAGCUACGGGUAAUCAGAGCGUUCAAGUCGACUCUAGAGGAUUUGGAGGAAAGACGUUCUGUCCAUAGUUUACACAGCUUACACAGUAUGCGCAGCUCGCGCAGCCACACCGGACCCAGACCUUUAUCCGACUUCACGUACAUUGACGAAGACCCAACAAACACCAACCUGACAACAGUCAAAUCGUUGAAGAACGCCAUCGGGAACACUACCAAUAACGAGCACAACAGUCAGGACCACGAUACAACAACAACAGCAUCCGGCAAAAGAAAUUGGCUGCCGUCCUUCAACAGUCCUGCUUCUUCUUCACCGCCGCUGCUAAAUGUUCCUGGAUCGGCUGCAACACCGCACCACCAAAACACCACCAACAACAAAUCCACAGUAUCCCCAGCCAAUAAUACCAACAACCAAUCGCUUGCUCCCGAAUCACGAUCAGCUAACUCACCGCAUUCGAGUUCCAACAACCUUGCCCAAUCCGACGCUGUACCAAAGCUCGUUCACGAGACAAGCAUAUAAAUUCACCGUCAUCCCUUUCACUGCCACUUCCGAUCUAUCAGUCUUUGAGUCUGAUCAAUUAUACCUGCAUGGAUUCAAAGAAAUCAACAAUAAUGAUAAUAGUCUUAACAAAGAUGAAGCAAAUUCUACUACUACUACUACCACCACCACCACCACCACCACUAUUAUUAUUAUUAUUAUUAUUAUUAUUACUACUACUAUUACUAUUAAAUACGAGAAUAAAGUGUGCCUCUUCUUCAUACUGACUCGCUUGCGCGGCUUAAACCUUACCCCAUUUCCUUUUAUCUCCCUUUUAUCAUUCGCUCACCGAGCAAAUAUAAUUUCUGCCCUCCGCCUGCGAUCUUGAAAUAAUUUACAAACUGGCAAAAAAACAAAAAAAAAAAACGCUGUACACUUUGCAAACCCUUUGUAACGACAAAGAAAAAAAAAAGAAAAAAAAAUAGGAAAAAAACACAUGAUAUUCGUUAACGUAUGACCAGUGAAUAUUUAUUACUUCUGGAUUCGUAUAAUUUACAACACCUAUAUUAUACAUUUUAUUCAUCGUUUGACAUUGAGUACAGAGCCAUUUGCAAAUUGUCAGAUGAAUUUGUGGGUUUUUUUUUUUUUUUUUCAUUUUUCCAUUUUUUAAUGGUCAAUAUUUUUUGUUUCAUUUUAAUAUCGCCAUUAAUUUUAUUUAAUAUAUUAUUACUGUCAUUAUUACUAUUAAUAAUAUUGUAAUUAUUAUUGUUUUUAUUACCACAUACAUUAUUGUUAUUAUUAUUAUUAUUAUUUCUGUUCACCCAGUCCAGUAUCCCUCAUCUUUCCGUCACUUCCUUAGAUUAAUAAUUACAUAUUGUUGAAGGAUGAAAUUUUUAUCGAUGGUACGAAACGCGGUUCACUUUUUUUCUACUUUUUUUGCGUAAACUGUUUAUACUCUGCAUUACCUAUAUAUAUUAUAUACAUACAUACAUAUAUGAUACAUAUAUUGUUUUCUAAUUAUUAUUUGUCCAGAUAAUAAUGAUGAUGACGAUGAUAAUGGUUAUGAUUAUGUGGGACGUACUUAAUAAGAUAUUUAGUAUUCAUUUAAAUGCUGUAUUUCAUUAUUAUCCUGAAUAUAAAUCCAAUUCAGAAUGUAUAUUGCAAUACAAUAUACAAAUACAGACACGGUGUAAAAUAUUACGGUUAUUAAAAUCGAUACAUUCGUGCGCAGUUAAUCUGUGCAAUUGUGUUGCUAUAAAAUUUAAUUGAAAUAUCUGUGAGCAUAUUUAACGUUGAGCUUUUAAACGCGAACUAAUAAUUAAUUAAAUCAAUUCAAAUACACUUUGUAACAAAAAAGCAAUUUAUUAUAUAAUCGAGAAAACAAGAGUUCCCUUUAUUCCCGUUCCGAGUUAUUUCAUUCUUUUUAUCUCUUAUUUCAGUUCCUGUAUGAUUCACGGUAUUUGGAAUGUUAUUAUUUAUUUUUUUUUUUUUUUUAUUUUUUUUCUCCCUGUAUCACACAUCUUGCGAACGAAAUUUGCGAAUGACCGUUCCAAUGCAAAAUUUACACAGAGAUGAUACGUGUGUACAAUAAUACAUAUGGUAGAGUCUGCCGGGAUAUUUAAUUUUCCAAAAAAAGCUACCUACUCGACUUCUAUAGUUUAUCGUAUAACGCGUACUUAUAUCUGUAUACAUAUACAUCCACUUAUAUACUUUUAUACAUCCGUUCCUGACCUGCAACUCCCACGCUUAAAAAUCGAACCGACAAAAAUCUAUAUACACAUACCUGUGUAACAUGUGUUUGUUACGUUACAUACGUGUGUAAAACCUCUCGAAGCAUGAUGGUUGCAUAACGUACAGAUGUCGGAAAGAAAGAGAGAGGCAUACUUUGAUGAAACACGGAGUAUACGGAGUACGCGUUUUUGCACGGACUUCUUAAACGUUGAGAGACUUCGCUGGAGUAACGUGUGUUUUGCGAAUAUUAGUGCUGAUCAGGUUAGCUUAUUAACGCUUGCCUACGAUACGUUCGAUACGAGUGCGCCAAAGCGAAUUAGAUCCCGCUUGCUUGGGAUUGAGUUGCGAAUGUGUCUGAUCGUCUGUAUGUCAGACUCUUUGUUAGGGCCUCGCACAAAUCGUGUGGGGAGAAGAAAACACUCGUUAACCCUUCGAGUCACGCCUCAUUGCGCUAGGUCAAUUUUUAUAGCAAAAUGGUAUUCCAUGGCCUUUGGGUUCGUUGAUUAUGAAUCUGAAAUCAGAUUUAAAAAAUCCAAAAUGGCGGAUCGAAUACAGGCAAAAAAACUAUAUGCAGGGAUUCUCGGGGUCACAGAUUGAAUUCGCCAUGCUGAAUUAUAAGAAUCUGAUCUCAAAUUCGUAAUCAGCGACCCCAAAAACCCCCGGACAAAGUUUUUUCUCCGGUUUCGAUCGGAUUAAAAAUUUUCGACGGCCAUAUUGAAUCCGCCAUCUUGAAUUUUUUAUAUCCGUUUCGAGAUCGUAAUCAGCGAGCACAAAAAUUAUGCGGAACAUGGAUAUGUGCAGAGGGCUAACUUUCUUGGAAAUGAAUUACUCCUUCAAUUUUCACGAUUUCUUUCAAUCAAUUUGUUUGUAAUAAAAAUAAUUUACAUUACUUCGCAACGAUUACUCUCGAGUAUUGAAAACUUAUUAGUAUACUACCGCAAUAUGUUGAAAAGUUAUCUAAAUGCAUAAUAAAUGGAUAUAAAAUAGGUGCUAAGAAUACUUACCGCUGUGACUCAAAGGGUUGGUUUUCUUCUAUCGCAGACAAAUUUCAUAGCUGCUAGUUUAAGGGGAAGAGACAAAAAAAAAAAAAAAACACAUCGUUCAAACUAGUAUGUUCAUAACGAGAUGGGUAUGAAUUCGUAUUACGGUAAUUUGAUAAACGAGGAAUCGUUAAAAUUAAUUAAUACAGCUGUUUAUACAUGGUUGCCAAAAAAAAAAUUGCGGCUGCAGCAAUCGUAGGCAGGGUUCAAUUAUUACUAUACUUCGUAUCUACAACGCAUUCAAUAUAAACUGUAAUUAUACUCGAUAAUACGUUACAUGACGAAUCCCGUAGCGACAAAACAGAAAAGAAAAACAAUGUGUCGAAUCUUCGAAAUCGUUUUCACAAACAUUUUCGAUUAUCCGAUAAAAAUUUUAUAUCUAAUUAUAUAUACUUCGUUUUACUCGGCCAUCUAAACGUUUCUAUUACGAUCCACAUACUCGCACAAUCUUUUAUAUAUUCUAUUAGACUGCAUCCCACGUAACUUGUAACAGUAUACUAUACUUAUAUAUCGGCCAGCCGUAGUUGACGAAACUUUUUAUCACUAUUAUCGAAUUUUUAUUUCAUUUUUAAAACCCACGCUUUAAUCUUACGCCUAUUUUAUCAAUUUCGUUUCACUUAUAUACAUUUCUCAUUUAUACUUCUUCUUUUAUAUUCGCUCGCCUGUUAUUAUAUCUUAUCAAUAACGAUUCGAUCCUAUUUUUAUUUUUGAUAAAAAUAAUUCUGCAGCUCUCACAUGCUAUAUAACGUCGUAUAUUUUCUAAACUUUGAUUGAACGGCGAUGAAAAUGUAUUUUUCCUACGAAUUGGAAAACCAAAUGCAAUCGGAAAAAACGAAAUCUUCGUCGUGUAAAUUCGGUAUUCAAACUUAUUUUUCUUUUUUUUUUUUUAUUCAAAAUUUUCAAUUUCACCAUUGAUUGGAAUUGCGCAGUUUGGAAAAUCAUAUUCAAAAUCAAAUUAUUCAGUAACUUACUACCUCAUCUUUUUAUCUUAUCUACACAUUGAUGAGUUCUUCUUAACCAUACAGGAAACUUCCUGAAUCGCUGUACCUAGUCAGUGAAAAAUUAAACAUGUAUCGAUGAUGAAAUAUUAUAACUUUUUUAUAUAUACAUAUCUAUACAUAUAUAUAUAUAUAUAUAUAUAUGUAUAUAUAAACACACUCUUCGACCAAUGAUAUAGAUAUAUUGUUAACGUAAGGUUCUAUUGCCCAAUAUAAAUGAUGUAUCUAUUCAGGUGAAAUAUCAGAUACACAAAAUGAAGUAAGAAACAAAAAUUGAAUAUAAUACGACAGCGCCAUAUAUAAAAAAAGAAGAAAAAAAAAAAAACAUCGGCGUUAUUAAAGUCAAUAAAUCGAUGCCACGAU